CUCGCUUCCAACUUGACGGAGUUCCCUAUUAAACACACACACACACACAUACACACACACAGAGUGAGUGAGGGCAAAGAGGCGAGAAACUGCAACACUUGCAACAGCCAUCGAUUGCUUGGCGGUCAUUUCUGUCUUCUGUGUGUUUUCUUGCUUGGCAAACCCAGUCUCAAGUUGCAAUCCUUGUCCUUUCACACACACAGAGAAAAAAUCUUGAAAGGCGCAGAAGCUGCCAAUCGCAGGGUUCAGGUAGUUUUAUUUUAAACUCUAGGGACUGACUGGGAGCGAUCUACAGGGGUCCUUUACCGAGUAUUGGAGCCACAGCAGGGCAACAUUUUCACCGGAGACACGGAGAGAGUUCUACAGCCGCUUUACAAAUCAACAGGGGCGAAGUCAGCUUGACCUUUUACACUGUAAAUAUAAAACCAAGUCAGUACCGAGCGUGCCGGAGCACCUCGAGGGUUCUGCAGGCAAUGACUCUACCAUCCUCUUACUAAAGUUCAAAGUUUGAUCUCCGGUGCGGAAGUGUUGGCACCUACAGACGGGGGCUAAUCGCAUGGAGGGUUCACCCGAGAAUUUAAAAGACGUGUGAUCGGCUUUUCACUCUCUCUCUCUCUCUCGCUCUGAGCAGUUUGAAAAUGGAAAGUACGUGCCUGGAGCAGCUCCCGACAGUUCCAGUUCACCGGUCAGUGAUUACAGCCUGGAAAACGCGAGGGUUAUAAAGAGUGGAUUUUCGUUUUACUUUUGCCUCUGGAGGGGACGAUAAUGGAAUUUCUUCGAGUCCUGUUCUUGCUGUGGGGAGUGACGGCGUUUUCAGCCGGCGCUAGGGGUCCGCCACAGAUUUCUUCACGAGUGAUCAACCGACAGACUGUGAGGUUGGGUCGAACAAUCAAGUUGCCGUGCCCAGUCGAGGGUGACCCCCCACCAUUGACCAUGUGGACGAAAGAUGGCCGCACCAUUCACAGUGGCUGGACACGAUUCCGGGUUCUGAGCCAGGGUCUGAAAAUCAAAGAAGUGGAAGCUGAAGAUGCUGGGACCUACAUCUGCAAGGCCACUAAUGGUUUUGGCAGCAUUAACCUCAACUACACCCUCAUUGUGAUUAAUGAUUCAAGCACAGGAAGGAAUGGACAAAAGCUGCCUCAAGGAUCAAAUGGGGAAUAUGCAAAUGAAGAUCCCACAGGAAAACAAUGGGUGAGACCCAGGUUUACACAACCCACCAAAAUGCGUCGCAGAGUGAUUGCCCGUCCUGUGGGCAGCUCGGUCCGGUUGAAGUGUGCUGCAAGUGGAUACCCCCAGCCCGAUAUCACCUGGCUGAAGGACAACAAGCCUCUCAUCCUUCAGGACAUGGGCGAUGCCAAGAAGAAGAAGUGGACUUUGACCCUGAAGAGCUUGCGGCCUGGAGACAGUGGGAAGUACACGUGCCGUGUCUUCAGCAGAGCGGGCGAAAUCAAUGCAACGUACAAGGUCGAAGUAAUCCACCCAAAGCCCCCAAAAGCCCCCGUGACGAAUUCGUCGAACACUGGCCUCCCGUGGCCCGUGAUCAUUGGAAUCCCCGCUGGUGCCAUCUUCAUCUUUGGUACCAUCCUCCUCUGGCUUUGCCAGGCAAAGAAGAAGCCGUGCACCAGCCCAGCGGCGACUGUUCUUCACCGGCAGCAGCAACAGCAGAGGGACCGGGGCUGUGUACCGGAUAAGGAAUGUAUUACCCCCAUCAACUACGAGGAGUACCUGGCCCAGCAGCAGCACCUCCUAGCGCCAGGACCCCCACCACCGGCCCCGAAAAUGUACCCAAAGAUCUACACGGACAUCCACACCCACACGCACUCCCAUGUCGAAGGCAAGGUCCACCAGCACCAGCACAUCCACUACCAGUGUUAGCGAUGGCACCUGCUGCAUUUCACAAUCUCCCAACAAGGGGAAAGAUCAAGCAACUUCUCUUCGUCAGCCUCCCCCUACCUGUCCCCAAUCUCUCUCCCUCUCUCCCUCAGUCACUCACACAGACACGCACUCACAAACACCACACACACUCACGCAGACACGCACUCACAAACGCCACACACACUCA
Rhincodon typus (whale shark) is the source of this 2062-nucleotide messenger RNA. RefSeq names its product fibroblast growth factor receptor like 1a (gene fgfrl1a). The record is from RefSeq and is a predicted model, not a curated record. Bases 766 to 1875 code for a protein of 369 amino acids. The transcript has 6 exons. Lineage: Eukaryota; Metazoa; Chordata; Chondrichthyes; Orectolobiformes; Rhincodontidae. Gene Ontology annotation, cellular component: plasma membrane. Gene Ontology annotation, molecular function: fibroblast growth factor receptor activity; fibroblast growth factor binding.